Molecule: messenger RNA, 2190 nt
Organism: Dermatophagoides farinae (American house dust mite)
Lineage: Eukaryota; Metazoa; Arthropoda; Arachnida; Sarcoptiformes; Pyroglyphidae
Source: RefSeq, a predicted model, not a curated record
UGAUAAAAUGUCAAUAGAUAUAAAUGAACAACAGAAUUCAUCUUCAUCAACAACAAGUGCUAUGUUAUUAGCUGCUGCAGCAGCAGCUGCUAGUCAAUACUGCCCACAAAAUCCAAUGGAUCUUUCAUCACCACCAUCAUCACAUAAUCAUCAUCAUCAUUCAACAAAUUCAUCAACGACAACGACCACGACGUCAAUUGGUCAAUUAUCACCACAACGACGACAAUUAUCAAUAAGACAAUCAGUGAUUAAAAAUGGUAAUAUACAGAAUAAUCGAAAAUUAACUAAACAACAAGAAUCCAGUCAGUCAAUGAACUUUUCAUCAUCAUCAUCAUCAUCAUCGCCAUCAUCAUCAUCAAUAUCAACGUCUCAUCGGAUUUCCGAUUCUAAAUCACGUGAUUCGCCUCAUAGUUAUUAUUCUCAGAUUGGUGCAAAUAAUAAUAAUAAUAAUAAUCAGAAUUCAUUGAAUUCAUCGUAUCAUCAACAACAACAAACAUCAAGUAAUAAUAUGAUGUCACCGAUACCUACACCUUCACCACCAAAUGAUGGAAAUAUUUCUUCCCUGGAUUAUUUGGGACGUUCUAAUCAUCUUGGUGGUAGUAGUAGUGGUGGUGGUGGUGGUGGUGGUCAUCCCCAUCAAACAUCAUCACCACAUCAUCCACGUACUUCAUUGAUAAAUCCACGGUCCGCUGGUGGUUCAUCAACAUGUUCUUCGAAUGCAUCGGACCUUAAUUCAUCUGGAACUUUGAUGGCCGUUACUGGUAAUCAUUCCUUAACACGUGAAGCAAUGCGUCGUUAUAUUCGUGAAAAAAAUGAUCUGAAAAUUAUCAUUUUACAUGCAAAAGUUGCACAAAAAUCUUAUGGUAAUGAGAAACGAUUCUUUUGUCCACCGCCUUGUAUCUAUCUGGAAGGUGAUGGUUGGCGUAAACGUCAAGAACAGAUGAUACGUGAAGGUCGUACUGAACAAGAAGCCAGUCUUUGUGCUUAUAUUGGUAUUGGAAAUUCUGAUCAAGAUAUGCAACCAUUAGAUUUCAAUGGAAAGAGCUUUUGUGCGGCAAAAACAUUAUACAUUUCUGAUUCGGAUAAACGUAAACAUUUUAUGUUAUCAGUGAAAAUGUUCUAUGGAAAUGGUGAAGAUAUUGGAUUGUUUCAUUCACGUCGUAUUAAAGUGAUCUCGAAACCAUCGAAAAAGAAACAGUCAUUGAAAAAUUCCGAUCUCUGUAUCGCUAGCGGAACAAAAGUAGCAUUAUUUAAUCGUUUACGAUCACAAACGGUCAGUACAAGAUAUUUACAUGUAGAAAAUGGCCAUUUUCAUGCUAGUUCAACACAAUGGGGCUAUUUUACUAUUCAUCUUGUCGAUGAUAAUGAAGAAGAAUCAGAAGAAUUUACUGUACGUGAUGGUUAUAUUCAUUAUGGUGCUACAGUGAAAUUAGUAUGUUCAGUAACCGGAAUGGCAUUGCCUCGUUUGAUAAUACGUAAAGUGGAUAAACAAACGGCAAUGUUAGAUGCUGAUGAUCCAGUAUCACAAUUGCAUAAAUGUGCAUUUUAUCUAAAAGAUACAGAAAGAAUGUAUUUAUGCCUUUCACAGGAACGUAUUAUACAAUUUCAGGCAACACCAUGUCCAAAAGAUUCGAAUAAAGAAAUGAUCAAUGAUGGUGCAUCAUGGACAAUCAUAUCGACUGAUAAAGCUGAAUAUACAUUCUAUGAAGGAAUGGGUACAAUACAUCGUACAGUUACGCCUGUACCAAUUGUACAUAGUCUCAAUGUAAAUGGUGGUGGUGAUGUAGCAAUGCUUGAAUUAAGUGGUGAAAAUCUAAGUCCAUCAUUGAAAGUUUGGUUUGGUGAUGUUGAAGCUGAAACCAUGUAUCGUUGUGCGGAAAGUAUGCUUUGUGUAGUACCAGAUAUUUCACAAUUUCGUGAAGGAUGGCAAUAUGUACGACAACCAACACAGGUACAAGUGUCAUUAGUACGUGAUGAUGGUGUGAUCUAUGCAACCGGAUUAACAUUCACAUAUACACCGGAACCUGGUCCAAGGCCUCAUAAUCCAGCUAUUGAUAGAAUUUUAAGGCCAAAUGCACAUCCACCACCACAAUGGCCAGUCAUUUGAAAACACACAAUUAUCCUAAUAAAAAAAAAGUCCAAAUGCUUUCAAAACUUUGAUAAUUGUCAUAACACACACACACACACACA